Molecule: messenger RNA, 2630 nt
Organism: Rhincodon typus (whale shark)
Lineage: Eukaryota; Metazoa; Chordata; Chondrichthyes; Orectolobiformes; Rhincodontidae
Product: zinc-binding protein A33-like
Exons: 3
Coding region: 1-708 (235 amino acids)
Molecular function (GO): protein binding
Source: RefSeq, a predicted model, not a curated record
AUGGAUUCAAUGGACAGUAAAGCUCUGUCUACACUGUCCCCAUCAAACGCUCUCAGAUGCGACUCGCAGACAAAACCUGUUCUAAAGAUGCCUGAACUGAAUCUGGGGGAGUUUAAUGGACCUCUGCAGUACACAGUAUGGAAACAGAUGCUGAAUGUUAUCAGCCCAGUUCCUGCCCCAUUGACACUGGACUCAGAGUCAGCAAGUUUGGACCUUGUCCUCUCUAAGGACCAAACAAUGGUGAAGGGCUGCUUGAAGCUGAAAGACAUGCCAAGCAGUCCCAAGCGGUUUAGUAAUUACGGCUGCGUGCUGACGCGGGAAGGGUUCACUUCAGGCAAACACUACUGGGAGGUCGACGUGGAGAGCAUUGAUGAGUGGAUUGUUGGUGUGGCGAAGGAGUCCGUGGACAGGCACAGGGCUGUUUCGCUGACGCCCUCAAAUGGGUUCUGGACCUUGAGAAAGUGGAAUGGAAAUGUCUAUGGCCCUGAGCACACAACGAAAUCCAAGUGCUGCUUAAACGUAAAUCUGAGGAGGGUGGGAGUCUAUGUGGACCACAAGGAAGGGCAGGUGUCCUUUUAUAAUGGCGAUGACAUGACACAUCUCUACACCUCCACAAGCCCGUUCACAGAGAAGAUUUACCCAUUCUUCCUGCCUUUCCCGGAGACAGUGACUAAAGAGGUGCUGAAGCUCUUCCACUUGAAACUGUAGCUCAAUGGGACACAGACAGUGGCCUAUUCAGAGCAUCUCUCCUUCCUAUAAUAGGGAAAGCAAAUCGAAUUUGGCAUUUAUUGCCAAAGGAAUAGAGUAUAAAAAUAAGGAAGUGUUGCUGCAACUGUAAAAGUGAGACUGCUCCUGGAGUACUGUGUACAGUUUUGAGUGUCUUACUUACACGAGGGUGGAGUUCCAUUGGAGGUAGUUCAAUGAAGGUUCACUGGAUUAAUUCCAGAGAUGAGGUGUUUGGCUUAUGAGGAGAGAUUGAGCAAUUAUUUUUUAUUCAAUCAUGGGAUGAGGGCAUCACUGGCAAGGCAGCAUUUAUUGCCCAUCCCUAAUUGCCUAGAGGGCAGUUCAAAGUCAACCAUUUUGCCGUGGAUCUGGAGUCACAUGUCGGCCAGACCAGGUAAGGAUUGCAGCUUCCUUCCCUAAAGGACAUUGGUGAACCAGAUGGGUUUUUCCGACAAUUGACAAUGGAUUCAUGGUCAUCAUUAGAUUCUUAUUUCCAGAUAUUUAUUGAAUUCAAAUUCCACCAUCUGCCGCGGUGGGAUUUGAACCCAGGUCCCCAGAACAUUACCUGGGUCUCUGGAUUAACAGUCCAGCAAUAAUACCACUAGGCCAUUGCCUCCCCAAGCCUAUACUUGCUGGAGUUUAGAAGAAUGAGUGAGAUUUAAUUGACGAAUAUAAGAUACUGGAGAGGAUUGACAUGGUAAAUGUAGAGAGGAUGUUUCCUCAUGUGGGGCAAUCUAGAACGAGGGGUCACCAUUUUAGGAUAAGGAAAUUGGAGAUUUAAAACUGGGAUGAGGUGAAAUUACUUCUCUGAAAGGGGGAGGGACCUUGAACCUGUGGAAUUCACUACCCCAGUGGUAGUGUGGUGGAUACCAGGACAUUGAAUAAAUUUAAAGAAGGAAGGAAUUGACUGAUUUUUCAUUAGUAAUGGGACGAAGGGUUAUAGGACUGGACAGGAAAGUGGAGUUCAGGUCCAGAUGAGAUCAGCCAUGCUCGUAUCAAGUGGUGGCACAGUCUCAAGAGGCUGAAUGGUCUACUCCUGCUUCUAUUUCUCAUGCUUCCAGUCUGACUGUGCACCAAGUUAGUGGUGAGACUCACUUUCUCCGUGCUAAGCAGUUCCAUCGAGAAUCCAAAGCUACAACCUGUCUUACUGGCUGCAUAUUGUUUCUACAAACUAGAAUUCAUAUCAUUUUGCUGUGGGCUCCAUGAGUUCCAGUGGCUGUGACAACAUGAACUUAUCCAUAAUAAUAAAACUAAGAACUGCCAAUGCAGGAAAUCUGAAAACGAAAGCAGAAAGUGCUGGAGAAACUCAGCAUCUAUGGAGAGAGAGAGAGAGACAGGGAGAAAAACAGAGUCAACAUUUCGAGUCUGGUGACCCUUGGGUCAGAAGAGCUCUUGUAUCUCCAGCACUUCCUGUUUUUUGUAUAAACCAGCCCAUGCUUGUUGUUGAUUGGAGCAAUGGACCCUUGUAGCUAAGGCUCCAGCUCAUAAGGGAUCAGCUCCUGCUCCAACCAACCGCUGUUGGCAUUUAUGGGAAAAUGUACAGACUGAUAAUCAGAGAUAGUAGGAACUGCUGAUGCUGGAGAAUCUGAGAUAACAAGGUGUAGAGCUGGAUGAACACAGCAGGCCAAGCAGCAUCAGAGGAGCAGGAAGGCUGAUGUUUCGGGUCAAGACCCUUCUUCAGACUGAUAAUCAUCCUGUUUGAGCAGCUUCAGAGCUCACCAUCCUUAGCCAUCAGGUCCUGGAGUGGGACUUGAACCUGGAACUUCUGGGGCAGAGGCAGUGACACUACAUUAUCUGCCACAUUUACCCCACCUCUGUCACACUUACCUGCUGUGCCACUUUUACUGUCUUAUCUUGAGAACUUUGGUGUUUUUCAUUUCUUUCCAAUAAAAAUGAUUGAAAUUGUC